Messenger RNA from Mytilus trossulus (common blue mussel), 12264 nucleotides. RefSeq lists its product as uncharacterized. The coding region runs from base 162 to 10427 and encodes 3421 amino acids. Lineage: Eukaryota; Metazoa; Mollusca; Bivalvia; Mytilida; Mytilidae. The record is from RefSeq and is a predicted model, not a curated record. The transcript has 14 exons.
AGUUACUGAACCACGUGAUUAAUAAACUGUCAUGGAAGAAGAAAAAGAAUAUUUUUUGGCACACGACAAAACGAAACAAGAAAACUUAUAUAUUAAGUGUUCAAGUUCGACCAAACUAUGCCCUAUACAUUGAAAUACUCCAAUAUAUAUAUUCUGUAAGAAUGGCAAACGUUAAUCUUUCAAUUGGGAAACUUGUACCCGUUUUAAUAACCCACGUGGAAUUUCAGACGGGAGGCUGCAUCGGAUACGGCCAAUUCUGUGAUGCAGAAGUUGUUGACAGUCUGUCAGAGAAAGUCACACAAGCAGCCAACGCCUCUAGGCCAAUUGACGCAUGUGUGGUAAAUGAUAUUGUCCUUGCAUUGUAUCGUGAAGAUGAAAAUUGGUACAGGGCAAAAGUAUUGUCCACGAACGAUAACUCGCUCUCCGUAUUAUUCAUUGACUAUGGAAAUUCAGAAGUCGUUGACAUUAGCGAUGCAAGACUUGCCCCAACAGAGUUAAAGCAAUAUUCUGGUUUGGCAGUAAAUUGUGUUUUGGAAGACAUACAUCCAACUGACGGUAACACUUGGUCAAAUGGGGAUAAAGAAAAGAUACAAGAGGAUCUGCUAAAUAAAGAAUUUACCGCAGAAGUAACUGAUAUAGUAAGCAGUGGUUAUGUUAUUGCAUUAAAUACUGAAUCCGGCCAGUAUCAGUUUGGCUCAAAGGAAAAUGGGACGAUUGGAACAAACUUGGCAACAAUGAAUUUAACACCAGGUGAAAGCUACAAGGCAUACAUAGCAUAUGUUGACAGUGCAAAUAAAUUCUGGAUACAGUUAAAGCAGUUUGAAGUAAAUCUUGAAAACUUGAUGCAAGACAUAUCAGAUUACGCAGAGACUGAGGCUCAACCAUUACCACAGGCCAAACGUGGCACUUGUUGUAUAGCAAAAUUUAGUGAAGAUGCUGUCCCAUACAGGUCAAAAGUUUUGGGAAUUACCAGUGAUAAAUGUCUAGUUCAGUUUGUUGACUAUGGAAAUUCAGAAUCAAAAAGUCUUGUUGAUUUAAUGGUGAUUCCUGAAAAGUUCUGUCAGUUACCAAUCCAAGGAUUUAAAUGUUGUUACACAAGAAGCAAGUUAAAAAGCAAUACAUUAGAUGAAAAAGUUCAGGAACUUACUUCAGAUGAAGAUGGUGUAAUUCUGACAGUUAUUUCCAAGUCUAGUGAUGAAUACAAAGUUGAAAUAGAUAAAAUAGAAAAACUAUCUGAUUCUGAAAGUAUAGAAGUCCAAGCAUUUGAGCCUUUGCCAAUAGAUUUAAACAAGGAUUUUGAUAUUUGUAUAUCACAUGUUUUUCAUCCAGGAAGAUUUUAUGUUCAGAUAAUUGAAAACGCUCCAAUUAUUGACAGUCUGAUGGAUAAAAUAUCUCAGGAAUUUGAAUCUAGUCGUAGUUUGUCAAGUAUAAAUGUUGGUUCACCUUGUAUUGCAAAAUUAAGUGAUGGUGCGUGUUAUAGAUCAGUAAUAAAAAGUGCUCAAAGUGACAAUGUGUUAGUGCUUGCUGUUGAUUUUGGAUUUGAAGAAUUGGUUAGUAAUUCACAGGUUAGAGAAAUUUCUCCACGUAGUAUGCCGAUACCAUCACAAGCUCUUGAAUGUACAGUAGAUUCCACAAAGAUAGAAGAAAAAAAUUGGUCUGAUAAAGAGAUCAGACUUUUGUCUGAAUUUGAAAGCAAGGAACCAUUGAUAGCUAAAGUGACUGCCAAGCGCGGAGCAAUUUUUCAAUUAGAUUUGCACGAUACAAAAGAUCCCGAAUUAGACCGAUACAUAAAUGCAGAAUUGUUAGGAGUUGGAAAAGGUAGUAAUGAAAGAAUAAUACAGAAUUCUAAAAUGACACCUAAAAAAGAACAAGUUAUGAUUCCAGGACCACAAGUAACAGUUGGUCAAAAAUUACUUGUAUGUGUGACAGCAAUGAAGUCUACAAACCAGUUUUUUGCUCAGAUGACAAAAUGUGCAAGUGAAAUUGGUGAAUUGCAACAGAAACUUCAUGCCAACUACGAAAAUUAUAGUAUGUCACAAGGCGUGAUGAAAAGUAUAGGAGUAGGAGAUGUUUGUUGUACGAAAUAUGUUGAUGGAGGUUGGUACAGAGGAAUUGUGACAGGUUUAGAACAAGGCAAAAUAGAAGUAAGCUUUGCAGACUUUGGAGAUUCAACAACCUCAAAUUUGAAUAAUCUGAAAGAAUUGCUACAAAGUUUUGCAGUGAUGCCUCAACAAUGUAUUCUUUGUCAGCUUCCUAGCUCGAGUACUGGAUUGACUAAGGAAACUGUAGAAAGUGUGCUGAUGAAUCAAGUAGUUGAGGUUCUGAUAAAGAUGAAGAAAGAUUUUUCAUUUCCUCUUUUUGAAGUCGAGUUAACUAGUCACCCUAAUAAUGGAAGAAUACUUCAGAAGUUGAAAGGACAGCCAUCUGUUCCUAGAAUUCCAAGACCAGCAAUGUCAAAUCAUGUUUCUAAUACAAGUUUUGCAGAUUCCCUAGAUGACUAUCAGCCUACGGUUGUCUCCCUGUAUUCAGCAGAAGAGGUUAUGGUGACUCAUGUUAUUGACCCUGAACACUUUCACUGUCAGAUGAAGAAAUUUGCUACUCACUUGGAUGAAAUCAUGCAAUCUCUAGAAGAUCAUUGUAAAAAACUUGGACCCAAUGAUGAUUGUAUAGGAGAUAUUCGUUUAGGACAGCCAUGUUUAGCUAAAUUUAGUGCUGAUAAUUCUUGGUACAGAGCUAAAGUUACAGGUCUCCUUGCUGGAAAGAACCUUGUGGAGGUGUUGUUCAUAGAUUAUGGUAAUACAGAAUGUCAGGAAAGAGAUGGAUUAAAGAUGGUACAACCUAAACAUUUAAACUUACCUUCUCAAGCAAUAUUUUGUGGUUUAUCAGGAAUUGCUCCCUCACAAGGGUAUUGGCCACCAGAACACAUUACACAAUUUGAAGAUUUGACACUUGACCAAAACUUUAACACAGUUUUCAAGAAAUGGAACAAGGAAGAAGAUAGAUACUCAGUAGAGAUGACGACAUUACCAGGAGAAAGCUUAAAUCUCAAAUUUGGCAGUAUGUCAAAUUCACUUUGUUCAGAGCAAUCAGAUGAUCGUGGAAGAAACAGAUCUGUAGAAAUGUCUGGCAAUAAUGAUAUGAAGGUGAAAGUUGGUGGGUUUGGUGACUCUGAUGGAGGUAGAGGCUUUGGUGCAGCCAGUCGUAGCUUUGGUGGACGGGAUGAAGAUUCUGGUAGAGGUGGCCGCAGAGGUGGUUAUGGUGGUGAUAGAGGAGGAAGAGGAGGAUUUGGGGGUGGAGACAGAAAUGGUGACGGUGGGGAUAGAGGUGGAAGAAGAGGAGGGUUUGGUGGAGACAGAGGAGGACGUGGAGGGUUUGGUGGUGGAGAUAGAAGUAGUGGAUUUGGUGCAUCAACAAAAACAGAUGACGACUGGGGAGAUGGAGCAUCAACUACAAAUACCAGUGCUGGAUUUGGUGGAAGUAGAAGUUUUGGAAGUGACAGAGGAGGAAGAGGCAGUUUUGGAGGCGAUAGAGGAGGAAGAGGCAGUUUUGGAGGUGAUAGAGGUGGACGUGGAGGAAGAAGUAAUGGGUUUGGAAGAGAAGACAGUAAUGAUGGAGGAUUCAGUAGCAGUAGAGGAGGUUUUGGAGGAGACCGAGGAGGACGUGGUGGAAGCAGAGGUGGCUUUGGUGGUGACAGAGAUGAUAGUGGACGUUCUAGUGGAUUUGGAGGGGAUCGGGGUGGUAGAGGAGGUAGUUUUGGUGGAGACAGAGGUGGCAGAGAUAGUGGAUUUGGUGGUGACAGAGGUGGAAGAGGCGGUAGUUUUGGUGGAGACAGGGGUGGCAGAGGAGGUGGAUUUGGUAGAGACAGAGGUGGUAGAGGAGGUGGAUUUGGUGGAGACAGAGGUGGUAGAGGAGGAAGUUUUAGUAGUGACAGAGGCGGCAGAGGAGGUGGAUUUGGUGGAGAUAGAGGUGGCAGAGAUAGUGGAUUUGGUGGUGGCAGAGGAGGUGGUGGUGACCAAGGUGGUAGAGGAGGAUUUGGUGGAGACAGAGGUGGAAGAGGUGGAGGUUUUGGUGGCGACAGUGGUAGCCGAGGAGGAGGUUUUGGUGGUGACAGAGGGGGAGGAUUUGGAGGAGACAGGGGAGGUGGCAGAAGUGGGGGAUUUGGAGGUGGAGGUUUUGGUGGUAAUACAGUUCAAGCUUCUGCUGAUGAAGAUUGGGGAGAUACUACAUCAAGCCCACCAGCAGCUAAACCAGUUACAGACAGAAAAGGAAAUGGAGAUAGUUGGGAUGUUAAACCAUCAGGAAGCCCUGCAGUGAUCCAUAGUGGUGGUGGUGAUGGUGAUGAUAAAUGGACACAUAAAAACUUGAAUAGAUUUGUGUCUCAGAAAUUUGUACUUGGGAAAUCUUUAACUGUUAGUGUUGUCUAUUCAAAUAACCCAGGUGAAUUCUGGUGCCAGAGUUUGGAUCAAGUACCUGCUUUUGAAGAAAUGUCGGAAAAUAUGAACAAAGAAUACAACAGUAUUACUGGUAAUGACUUGAAUCUUGACAAACCAGAAAUACAGAUGCCAUGUAUUGCCAAAUUUUCUGAAGAUGAACAAUGGUACAGAGCAGAAAUUAUAAGCAGUAAAGGAGAUGACUUAGAGGUUUUAUUUGUUGACUAUGGAAACACAGAAACAGUAUUGAAAUCGUCUGCAAAAUCCAUCAAAAAGCAAUACUAUAGUAUGCCAGUACAGGGAAUUAAAUGCUCAAUGAACAAUCUAAAGCCAAAUGGUAAAUCUUGGUCAGAAAAAUCAAAUGAUGAUUUCUCUACAUUAACAACUGACAAAAAUACAGAAUUGAAAUUUAUAAGUCUAUCGUCUGGAACUUAUGAAGUAGAGUUGAAAGAUACUGACACACAAGAUGACAUUGCAGCCAAAUUAGUAGAAAUGGGUCAUGCCACAUUUUCGCCAGGAAGUCAAAAAGUUAUCAACCCUUACCCAUGUAUUACACUACCUCCAGACACAACAAAAGAAGUGUUUGUAUCAUGGAUUGAUAAUCCACAUUGUUUUUGGAUUCAGCUCUCUGAGGCUACUGAUAGUCUAAAUGAACUUGUUGAGAAAAUUCAAGAGGAAUAUACAUCAGGACCAUCUGCAAGUUCUACUGUUGAGAAAGCAGAAGUAGGAAUGCAGGUUAUAGCUCAAUUUACAGACGACAAUGCCUGGUAUAGAGCUUACAUUGAGAGUAUAGAUGCUGGGAAAAGUUGUGUACGUUUUAUUGACUAUGGCAACUCUGAUAAAGUAGAAAUGGAAAAGUUGCGUAAACCUACUCCAGAAUUGUUAAGUACAAAUGCAUAUGCAUUUAGAUGUAAAUUAGCUGGAGUGAAACCAUUACAAGCAGGUUGGAAUGUUGACUCUAAGGAUAUAAUGGAAAGUCUGGUAGACGAUGCUGUCACUUGUCUUGUCAAGUCUUUUGACAAGGAUGAAUGUACUGUAGAGAUUACAGUGGGGUCUAAAAACAUUGCAGAGGAACUAAUCAACACAGCAGUGGCUAGAAAAGAUGAAGGUCCAGUAGAAAUAGUUAAACCAGUAACUACCACAGAUAUACCAUCAAGCUCACAACCAAGUAGCUCACACAGUUCUAUACCAAGUAGAUCUAUAAAUAAAAAAAAUCCAGUCUCUGCGUUUGUUAGCUCAGUUAUAUCUCCGUCCAAAUUUUAUAUCCAGUUUGCAGAUGAAGAGGCCGCCUUGGAAAAAUUAGUCAGUAGUUUACAAAUAGCUUAUAAUGAGAACUCAGGAGAGGGAACAGAUUCUGCUGUAAUGGGACAAUAUUAUUGUACAAAGUAUACAGAGGAUGAUUCAUGGUACCGUGCCAUUGUAGAAAGCCUUGGUGAUAAAGUAACAGUCUGUUUUGUAGAUUAUGGUAAUUCUGAAAGUGUCAAUAUGUCAGAUUUGAAACUAUUAAAACCUGAAUUCUCCACUUUACCUGCAUUUGCUGUAAACAGUUGUUUGUCUGGGGUUGAACCAGUCACAGAUAAAUGGUCAGAUGAGGCCAAUACAGCUUUUGAAGAAGCAGUUGUAGACCAAGAGUUAACUGUUAGUUUUACCACCGAUUCUGAAGUAUCUGUUUCCAAUGGGGAAGGAGAUGUAGCUGAGAGUUUGAUUACAGCAGGACAUGCCAGAGCCAGAACUAACUCUGAUUCUACAAACACUACAGAGAGUAAAUUAUCUAUUGAAGAUCAGCUUACACCAGUUGGAGAAACACUUGUCUAUAUAUCUGCUAUAGAGGACAAAGGAUUUUAUUUACAAUUGUCAAGUCAGGAAACUACACUACAAACCAUGUCAGACCUAUUACAAACAUUAUGUCCAACACUACAACCUGUCAAUCUAACAUCACUAUCAGUUGGAAGCUUCUGCUGUGGUAAAUUUUCUGAAGAUGAAGCAUGGUAUAGAGCAGUUGUGACUGACAUAAAAGAUCAAGAAGUUACUGUCACCUUCAUUGAUUAUGGAAAUGGGGAAACAUUACCAGUUAGUAGUCUUAAACAGCUGCACAAAGAUAUACUGUCCCCAGCUAUGGCAUUCCAUUGUUGUUUAGAUGGUUGUGAAUCUGUAGACCCAACCAUACUAGAGCCAAGACUUACAGCCCUGAUGGAUUCAACAGAAUUGAAUGCUUCGUUUAUGGGAAAGAUAGGAGAUUUGUACAAAGUUGUGCUUACAGAUAGUGGUGUAAAUGUGAACCAAGAAUUAGGUGAUAAAGCUGCUGUUCUAGCUGGUGAUGUCAUGGUCCUUGACGAAACAGGAGAUGCACAAAAACUCUCUGAGGCUCCACAGGAACCAGUAACACAUAGUUUGAAAGACUUGAAAUUAGUAACUUUGAAAGAUGGAGAAAGAAUCUCAGUAACCGUUAGCCAUAGUGACAGUCCAAGUAAAUUCUAUGUUAAUAAAGAAGAAAAUGCCACCAAAAUAAGCACCUUAAUGGAUGAUAUGUUCAAUUUCUAUUCUAACUUAUCUGAAAAGCAAUAUGAAAUAACAAAGUUGGAACCUCAAAUGGUUUGUGCAGCAAAAUUUUCUGAAGAUGAUACAUGGUAUCGAGUCAAAGUGACAUCAGUUGACAGAGAGAAGUGCCAUAUUUUCUAUUUAGAUCAUGGAAAUUCAGAAGAAACUUCAAUAACAUGUUUGAAACAGUUGUUAACAAAAUUUACAGAAUUACCCAUUCAGGGCAUUUCAUGUAUAUUGUCUGGUAUUGGUGCCACAGGAGACAAAUGGAGUGAUGAGGAUUUCACACUAUUUGAUGAACUAACCAGCGAGAAGAGCCUACUAGCAGAUGUGAUUGGUCAUGGCAAAGGUAGAUCAUACAUUGUACAAUUGUUGGAUAUGGGUAUAUCAGUCAGCCAGUCUAUGAUUGAGAAGUCACAUGGUAUUGUGGUAUCAACUCCAUGUGUUAACACUAGAGUGAGAAGAGUGUUCUCCGACUCCAGUGAUGUUGCCAGUCCUAUGAGAAUGAAGAUGCCUUCUCUGACCACAGACGAAGAAUCAAUACUGGAGGAUACAUUUUAUGGGUAUUCCAGAUUGUCCUAUGAAGUUGAUAAAGAUUACCCAGUGAAGGUUUCCCAGAUAGAGAAUCCCACCUGUUUCUGGUGUCAGAUAUUGGACCCAGAAAACAAACUUGAUAAUCUUAUGGACAGUUUACAGGUUAAAUACACUGAUUCAGUGGAUAAUGUAGACGAAAUAGAUACACCUUGUGUAGCCAAGUGUAAAGGUGAUGGUCGCUACUACAGAGGUGUCACUAGAUCAAAACAAGAAAAUGGAGAAUUAACAGUAUUAUUUGUAGACUAUGGUAGUACGUAUUGUGUACUGGCAGAUGAUGUGAAGGCAAUCAAAAGUGACGAUAUUGAGCUUCCGAUGCAAGCUGUAGAUUGUAUGUUACAUGACAUUGACCUUGAUGAAUCUUACGAUGACUGGGACGAGGAGGCGUGUGAAUUCUUUGAGGCCCUCUGUGAGGAUAAGACAUUAACAAUGAAAGUGAAACAAGUAUGUUAUGAAGGAAUAUCAGUUUAUCUGUAUGAUGGAGAUAAAGAUUUAAGUAGUCUUUUGGCAGAAAAUGAUUUUGUAAAUCUUGUAUCUCAGAAAAAUGACAGCUGUGUUUCUGAAGAAGAAAAGACACCUGUAAAACAUAGCCCUAAGAAGGAAGUUACAGCAGAAGUAUUGGGACGGUUAUUGUCAACUGAUUCUGAAUACCAUGUGAUUAUUUCCCAUGUAAAUGAUCCAUCAAGUUUCUAUGUGCUGUUUCGAGAUAAUGCACUUGAAUCUAUUGAAGAGGCAAUCAACAAACAUAUUACAGAGAAUCCAGAUGAUAAUCUGUCUGAGGAUCUUAUUAAAGUUGAUGAACUUUGUUUAGCUUGUUGCAAAGAUGUAAAAGACUGGCAGAGGGCUAAAAUUGAAGAAGUUCAAGACGAUGGAAUUCAGGUCCAUUUGAUAGACAUAGGAAGUAAAGAGUUGGUAAAAAAGACUGACCUGAGAAAGAUACCUGAAGAUAUUAGUAAAUACCCACCGCAGACUUUCCUCUGUGAGCUUGAUGAUAUUAAACCAGUUGAUGAUCAAAAGAAAUGGUCUGAAGACACAGUUGUUUAUUUUCAAGAUGUUUGUACUCCUGGUGAAGAAAUGGUGAUCUAUUUCUGUGAUCGUACUGAAGAUAAGUUGGCGGUUUCUCUAUUUGAUGGAUCAGUGAAGACACAACAUGAACAGGAUCAACAGUUGGGUGUACAGUUAGUCAAACUAGGCUUUGCUGAUUAUAUACCUGGAUCUAUAAUAGAAGAAAUAAUCAUGGAAGAAGAAAAUACAGAACCAUUGUUUAAUGAGAUGUCUUUACACAGGGAGAACUCUUAUGGCAGCACAGAGGAACAGGAUACAAGUGCUUUAGAUGACUCCAGUAUGUGCCCAGGUGAAACCACCUCUGAUCUUUCUACUUACCCAGAGGAGUCGGAAUUAGAGACCACUGCCUCAGACAGCUUUUCCUUUGUUGAUUUUAAACCAGUGCCAAAAAUAAAAGGUGAUGAUUUGGAAGGAAUACCAGCAAAGAAAGGAGAGGAUGAAGAAGACGAUGAAUUUUAUGAUGCUGAGGAUGAAAAGGAAGAAAGCCAGGUUGUUGAUGAGUUGGAUGGAGGUUGUGAAAAUAUUGAAAUUCAACAAAAAUUAGAAACACAAACUGGAGAAGAAAAUCAGAUAGAGCCAGACUUAAUAGAGCCUGAAAAAGAAAUUCAGUUAGAAAGUGAACAGUUGCAAUCAGAAAUACAACCCGAAAAAGAAAAUUCGGAAGAAACUGAACCCAACAAAACAGAAACCCAACUUGAAGGUGGUAAUCAAAAUGAAGAGCAGCAAUCAGAAAUCACAGAGGGACAAGAUUUAGAAACUGACGGUCAAAAUGAAACAAACAUAGAAAAUGACAAUGAAAAGAAAGGGGAUGCAGAAAGUGAUGAAGAAGACACCAUUAAAGACCUAAGCGAUGAAGAACAUGGAGAGGAACAAUCUAAACCCAGUCAAGAUAUAGGAGAAAUAGACAGCAGAUUAAAAGAAUGUUCUAUCGUUGAGAAAAAUAAUCCAUCAAAAGAAAUACAAGAUAUCAAAACUGAUGAUUUAUCCAAUUCUGAAGCUGCUGAAUCAGAUCAAAAUGAGGACCCAAAACAUAUUAUUGAACAAUUUAUAAAACAUUCAGUUGAAGAAGUUGCAAUAGAAAAGUAUAAAAAAGAAAUGGAAGAAAGAGAACUUAGCCUGAAAGAAGAUGGACCUAAUGCAGUUAACAAUAAUGUUGAAAAGGAUGAUGAUGACCUUGUACAAGAGAUUGAUCAAUUAACCGUGGAAGAUGAAACAGAGAAUGCUCAAAAAUCAACAGAGGGAGAUGAAACAGAUAAUGCUCAAAAAUCAACAGAGGAAAAUGUGGAGGACACUGAUGAUAUUGAAAAGACAACUGAAGAAGGAAGUGAAGGAAAAGAGGAGGAAGAGUCACAAACUGAUCAUGUUAAUCCUAGAGACCAAGAGGAAGAUGUUGACUUCGCAGGAAAAGAGGUUGAAAUACAGAGGACUGGAAAUGAUGAUAAUACAGAUGAAAACAAAGAUAAAGAUGAUACAACUGAAACUCUAGACGAAGAAAAGGAUAUAAAUGAAGAGGAAACUGUAGAUGAAGAAAAGGAUACAAGUAAAGGUGAUAGGUCACAGAAGGAAACUCUAGACGAAGAAAUUUAUAAAAGUGAUGAGGAUGAAUCACAGGAAGAAAAUCAAGACGAAGAAAAGAACUCAAGUGACGAAGAUAAGUCACAGAAGGAAACUCUAGAAGAAGAAAAUGACAAAAGUGAUGAAGAUGACUCACAGAAAGAAACUUCAGACAAAGAAAGAAAUAAAGUUGAAGCUGAAGAUGAUACAGAUAAAUCUGAUGAUCUUAUUAAGGACGAACAAGCCUAGGACGAAGUUAGAAUUGUUAUCAAAAUGGUUCAAUAAUAAUGAGCCAAAAUGCAAUGUGGAAAAAAAUAUGUUCACAUUGAAUAAUGCACAUAAUGACGAUGUAUUUUUGUAUGAUUGAGUUUAUUUCCCUUUAUGGGUUUGUUAGUUUUAGAAUUUAUUUUUGUUAACAAAAACAAUGACUAUUUCACAUGUAGCAUAAUAUGUGUUUUGAUGAAGAAGGACUAUUCAUGUUUUGUUACAGAUGGUGCUGCUUAUUAUAUAGUGCUUUUGUAUUGUUAAUAGUAUCAUAUUUAGUUCACACAUAGUAGUAGUAGUUAUAGAUUGGUUUAAGUUUUUAUGUGCAAUGGAACCGAUUUUAAAUGAGAAAAGGGAAGUAAUUUUUUAAGUCAAAUAUGAUGAAAUGUAUAGCUUGAUCUUCGUGGUUUUUUAUUUUCAAUUUUUCUCAUCCCAAAAGAUAAGUCAUUUAUAAAAUAGUAAGCUAUCUGAUUAUGUGCUUAUUGCAAUUAUCUUCGCACCAGAGCUUCAUUGGAUAGGCAGAUAUUUGCAUAUUUUUAAAUGGUCAUUUUUUCUUCUUUCAAAGUAAGUAGGAUACGUUAAAACUAUUUCAUGCAUGGAAUAGAACUUUUUUUCACAUAUCAAGACAAUGUUGUCAGCACUGUACUUUAAGACUCAUUAACAGAUGAAGGUUAAAAUUUUGGUCUUUAUAUAGCAGUUUUGAUAAAGAUAGAAUUUAAAUCUAGCAAAAGUCAAUUUUUUUUCAGUUCUAUUAUGCAAGUGUCAAGAUUAAAGCUAGGCGUUUUUAGUUUGAAGGAAUGUAAAGCAGCACUUAAGACUUGCUAGAGCUUUGAAUGAUUUAUAAGUUAAUUGGAUAAUUCAGUAAGUACCACUAGCAUAGAAAAAUAGCUGAAUACCUGGAAGAACAUUUUUGAUAGUACAAAAAAGGUGAUGGUUGGAUGCUUAUAGUCCAGUGGCUAAUAUUUCAUGCACAUUAAAGAUUAAAUCACAAAUAGAAACUUAAGUUCAGAUGACACGUAUUGAAACUAUGUACCUAAAAGGAAUGAACUAGCAAUCAAAGUAAGUUAUUUUAAGGAUAAAUAAGGAAUUAAACUGUUUAAAAAAGAUAUGAUCCAGAACUUUAAUUUGAGAUAAUUGGAGGGAGGUAUUUAUAGAACAAGAGAAGUGAUGUAGAAAAUGAACUUUUAUUAAGAGCCAAAUAUUUGUUUAAAAAUUGGUACAAAAAGAAUAUGAAUGGCUGAUAGCUGUAAAGUGCUAAUUGUGGAUAGAGUUCAUAUUUAAUGGUAUAAAUUUGGCAUUGCAAAUAAUUCUUGAACGGAUUGUUUUACUUAGAAAACAUCAUAUCAGAUGACCAUCACUGAUUUAUACCUGCCUAAAACUCUGUAGUUAUCUUAAUUCAACACAAUUACUGUAUAUAUUCUGUAAACAAUGGUAACAUUUCUGUGGCAUUUUGCACAUGCUUUUACAGUUUUAAUGUAGUAAAGCAUUCUCUGCUGCAAGUAUAUACAAAUUAAUGACAUCACAUUGGGCAUAAGGGGCAUAAAUACAUAACUGUUGUAUCAAAAAAUGAUUUCAGAUUUUGGUUGUGUCUGAUUAUUUUUAGUUGUAUCAAAGAAUUUGUCCUAAGCUAUAACAUGGCAGUAAAAUGUGUGUAUAUUUACACCUGUACUGGUAUUCAUGUCAAAUUUCAGAUUGCACAGGAUAGCAGUUUAUGAAUUAUGCGUUCUUAUUUUUUAUAUUGAAAGAAGUUUCUGUUGGUAAUCAUGUGACCUACUGUUUUAUUAUCGCAAAGUUGUUAUUAAACUGUUUAUCUUAACUUUAA